CGCUCUAGUUCAUAUUUCCUCGAAGAAGGGAAUGACUUUGUUUACGUUCGCUACAUAACUGGCCAGAAGAAAGUCCGUCGGAGUGCUGCAGCUGAAUAACUGGACUUUUAGUUAAACACUCGCUGGUUUGGUGAGCGCUGCUCUGCUCGUCCUCACCGAAGUCUGCCCAGGUCAUGUCGGAGAGGGAGUAGCGGGAACACCCGGCUCUAAUGGAGGAACAGUGGGAUUUCCAGCUCCUCUCUCGGAUGGUUGACAGUCUGGUGGCGUUUCUGUCCGAGUUUGUGGACGACUGGCUGGCCAACGACAUGCGGGUGGCCGUGUUCAAAAUCCUGUUCAGCUGGCUCGUCCUCAGUCUGAUCGCGAUACAUUUCGCUUGGAAAGUCUACGGGAACACGGUCAACGACAUGUACUACAGGCAGGGAACUGGAGGACAGAAUGGUGGCACACCUGACACAGCACCUCACUUGAGUGGAUGGUAGGUGUCCUGGCAUCUGUUUGCUUCCAGGGAGAGUGCAGUGGGGGACGCCCUGAAAACCCACCGCGAGUGACUGGACACUAGCUGGAUUCAUAUCUUGGACCAGUUUUGAGGCGAGUGGACUCCGGGCGGACCAUGGUGACCUUAUGCUACUUGGAGACAUAAUAGUAACCACAUUCCUGAAGAGAAGUGUGCCAUAAGGACCUUCCUGAGCACGUGAUAUAGGACAAAAAGUGAUGUCUAAACAAAGAUUGAGUGGUUUGGUGAAAAGGAAUCAAGAAUCCUCCUUUUUGACACAACUAGCAGUGCUGGCUCUUCUUGCCUGGAAAUUUGUACUUUUCAGACUGACUCUUUGUAAUUAGUAACUUGUAUGACUCCUGAUGUGGCUUGACCUUCACAUAACCACUUCCAUCCUGUCAAUUACAGACUGAUAGAGAAUACCAGUGGAGACCACGCUACCACAGACUCUCACUACUAGACUAAGCCAAGUAAAGCUACUGGAAAACAGCUUAUUUGCCACUGAGCAGCCAAUAACACAUUUCCAAUAUAUUUACAUGUAAUUGUUUAGCCCAUGCCUUCCACCCAGUGAUUGCUGGGAUAGGCUUCAGCUCCCCCCGCGACCCAGAAGGAUAAGCAGCUUAGAAAAUGUGUGUGUGUGUGUGUGUUUAGCCCAUAUUAAGCAGCUUGGGAUUUAGUCUUGAAGGGACAGAUGUGAUUUUGUGACGAUGAUACAUGUCUGGGGGCAGCGUUAAAAUUUUGGAAAGAUGGUAUAUAAGGCACACCUGUUCACACCAAGGUGACAAAAUAUUGGGUCAAUAUUGGGUCAGUCAUCUCCCUCUGCCCAUCUCCCAGGGCAACAGUAGUAACCUGUGCAGUGAGACCUGUAAGAAGGAAGUAAGAAGCUGGAUGAACAAACUGAAAACAAGAAAAUGCACGUUAAGUUGGCCACAACUUUGCUGUUAUCAUGUCUGAGGGGAAAAAAACAAUCAUGUAAGUUUGGUGAAAUUACAAGAAUUUCCUGCUGGUGUGAAUGGGCCUCGGGUCUCUAUUGUCUGCAUAAAGGGGAUAUCAGUCACCUGCCUCACGACAAGCUUUUUGUCUGUUGAACAAUGUUGUUGAGCACACCAGCGCCCCCUACUGUGAGCUGUGCUUUCACAAGGCACGAAUCCAGUAAAAAAUUCCAUACUCAGUUUGUUCCCACCCUAAUAAGUCUAUGUUCCCACCAACAACAUUUCUCAUGGUUGUCCUUAGACAUUCUCAUUAUGAGAUCACGUUUGGCCACGAGACUAUUAUGAAGUUUAUAAGUGAACCCAUCCAUAAUCGCUCAUCUACUUCCACAGUAAUUAGUUAUGAGCUAAGUAAACAUGGCUCCAAGUUGUCAUAUACCUAAUCAUAUAUCGCUGUUGUUAUCUCCAAAAUGACAGGAGAAGCAAAAAACCUACUUUACUUUUAAUGUAACUCAAUGGAACCAGACUUUUUUUCCAGGUAAUUUCGACUCAUUUCUGUUGGUCCAUUCAUCAUGAAAUUUACACACAAUAUAUCUGACCAUGGGUAUUUUCAAAUUAUGUCAAAAACUGAAAAACGUCAAAAAUGGAGAUACAAGGUAUUCUUCCGACAACAGCGAUAUACCUAAUUUGCAGACUUCAGCUCCUGAAUCUUAAAAGGUGCCAGAUAAACAAAAUAAUGCAAUGUAGGUACUUAAUUUGAUCUUUUCUUUAAGUUCACUGGCAGAUCUCACCCCACCAGUUAAAGUAAUUGUGAGGAUAUCGAUAUAUGGCUGUGUUUUCAGGAGUGAGGAACCAUCCCCAAACUCAUGUUUAACAUUAGCUGCUCAAAUGUCCAUAGGCUCUGACCAUUAAUCAGCAGGUUACUUACUAUGUUGGUUUGUUCAUAGAACUUAAUCAGUCAUAGUUCACAGUCAUCAUGACUUUUUUUUCUUCUGGUGUGGGAGAACAGGUUGUGUGGACAUGAUCAUACCUUUACCAAGUACUCUACAUUCUGAUUGGCAGCAAUUUGUUGUGAAAAUAUUAAAGGUCACUCAUACAAAUGA
Messenger RNA from Colossoma macropomum (tambaqui), 2525 nucleotides. It is a transcript of the gene tcta, whose product is annotated as T cell leukemia translocation altered. The coding region runs from base 210 to 479 and encodes 89 amino acids. The record is from RefSeq and is a predicted model, not a curated record. The transcript has 3 exons. NCBI's taxonomy places the organism in Eukaryota, Metazoa, Chordata, Actinopteri, Characiformes, Serrasalmidae.